Messenger RNA from Microplitis demolitor, 720 nucleotides. RefSeq lists its product as uncharacterized. Gene Ontology annotation, biological process: DNA integration. The record is from RefSeq and is a predicted model, not a curated record. The coding region runs from base 1 to 720 and encodes 239 amino acids. Lineage: Eukaryota; Metazoa; Arthropoda; Insecta; Hymenoptera; Braconidae. Gene Ontology annotation, molecular function: nucleic acid binding. The transcript has 2 exons.
AUGCUAGUCACUACAAUAUCCAUGCUGAUUUUUUGGGGCCGAUUGAGGGUGGAUGUAAGAGGGUUGAAAAGUAUAACAUCAAAGGAAGCGAUUUCAUACUUGGAGGAUUAUUUUAUAACGUGGGGUUCACCGAUGAAAAAUGUCACGGAUAAUGGAUCGGCGUAUGCUUCUAAAGAGUUUGCGGUGUUUGUAGAUAAGUACGGGAUUCAGCACACUUUUGCAGCACCCUAUCACCCUGCUUCAAAUGGAGCAGCAGAGAAUGCGGUGAAAACAUCUAAAAGGAAGUAUCAGCUGUUGAGGAAAGCGGGUUACUCCGAAAUCGAGUCCAUUCGUUUAUUUCUGUUUCAAAACCGAGCAACAACGCAUGCAACUACAGGGUACAGUCCUGCGGAGUUACACAUGGGUCGUCGUAUAAGAAUUAAAUUGGAUUUGAUUAGGCCUACGUUGAAGGACCGAGUAAUACAAGCUCAGGAUCGUCAAAUGCGCAACCACCCAAUGAGAAGAAGAAUUAGUUUUGGUGAAAGUGAUUUAGUAUGGGCUAAGGACUAUGGACAAAACAAAUGGACUAAAACGAUAGUGGUAGAAAAAUUGGGUGCUGUGACAUAUAGGGUGAAGGUUAAGGACAAUGUAAUUUGGGUACGGCAUUUGGAUCAGUUGAAAUCUGGGAGAUGGAGCGAUUUUAACAACCAGCAAGAGAUACCAAGGUUGCAGAGGAGAUAA